AUGGUGGUCCCAGUCUCUUUGCAACAGGGUGAAAGUGCGUCGGAAUGCUACUGCUUGGCUGUUAAAGAGGGUGUCAGUAAACUGAAGGUCGUGAACAUUGGAAGUCUUGCCCUCCAGUGGAGACGGUAAGUUCGUGGUUAACUCGAGGGAGUCUAAGAUAAGUGAGAUAGUUGAAGCAAUUUUCAAUUGAGUACCGAUUGUAAUACCGAACUGCAUUCAAAAUUUGGUCUUGCCUUCCUUUGCUUUGUGAUUGGAGUAGGAAAGUUGCAAAACUCUCUCUCUCUCUGUCAACCAAUCAUGAAAUGCAAAAUUUAAACCAGUGGCGACUUGGCCAUCCGCGUUUUCCCGCGCUUCAGGCAGUUUGCUUGAUUUUUCUUCGUGCUCUCAUUGGUUCUGAUGAACCAAUUUUAUUACUUUGGAUUUGUAGUUUUUGCCAACACUCAGUGGACCCACUGAUGCCUUUUCAACUGAACCUUAUUUAGGGGAAUAUAUAGAAGUCCUUUCGUUUCUUGAUUUAAUCAUUUUACAUUGUUUUAAUUCUUUAGAACUUCUGCGGCUGAUAAGUUUCCAGUUGUGGUCACAGAGCUCACUUUCCCCUCUGUAACAGUAGAGAGUGUUCCUUUUGCGAUACAGGCAGGUACGUUUCCAGCAAGGUUAAUCAUACGGCAAUAUGCCAAGCGUCAAAAUCAAACUAUACUGGAAAAG
Molecule: messenger RNA, 705 nt
Organism: Pocillopora meandrina
Lineage: Eukaryota; Metazoa; Cnidaria; Anthozoa; Scleractinia; Pocilloporidae
Source: the annotation of a GenBank genome assembly